GACGCAGCCACAUUUUCGUAGUAACUACGUAAUUAUCUAGAUGUUUAGAGAUUCCUAUUAGGUGUACCAUGGUUUUUUAUAUUUUGUAACCUUUUACACAAAUGGACUUUCCUGGACAAAAAGAUUUUUCAAUUGGAACCAGUAUGUCUGGAGAAGAGAUAUUGCUGGAUGCUAAAUUAAUUAAUUUUCAAUUGGAAACUGGAGAAUGGGAUGCCGUGGAGGAAAUGUUACGUGCUGAGGCACAACUUUCCAGAGACGCCGAGACUGGACGAUUACGACCGAAAAAGGCAUCGGAAUAUACAUUACGACUCAUAGCAGAGGUUCUUCACAUAAUGCGACUGGAUGUUGAACAAGCUUCCUACAAUAGAAGUACUCUAGCAGUUGCAGAGCAGUGUCUCCGCUUGGUCCGCUCCUGUGCUGCAGCAGGAACUAAGAUGCAAACUUACAUCUCUAAAGAACUCUCUAUACUAGACUCUAUGCUCAUAUUAGCCACAGAAUAUCAACAUCCAAGUGUUGAUUUUGUCAAUGAAGAACUCCAAAAAAAGUUUGAAUCAUGCAUGACAGUACUCAUGCAAACUUUAGGAAACUUAGUUGUGAACAAUCCAUUUAACCAAAUAAUGAUUUGGAAUAAAUUUGAUGCCAAUAUCAUGAACAGUUUAGUGGGAUCUAAUGAUAAAAUUGCCACCGCAGCUGCCAUGAUUGUUUAUAAUAUAUUAUUAGGCCAACCAAAUGUGUUGCCAGAUGAUGUGAUGUUGUUGAAUUCACUAGCUUAUAUGUAUAGUAAUGGCAACACUGAGUACCCACAUUUAAUUAUAGAAUAUUUGAUCGGUGUUGAGAAUACAUACAUAGAGAAGUUAUAUUCAAAGUUAGAGCCUGAAUGUAGGAUGUUGGUGUUGAAUCUGGCAUAUAACAUAUUAAUGUCAACAGAAUCUCAGGACAUUAAUGUAUCUGUGAACUUUGUAAAGUUCAUGGCACAUGAGUUCAAGAGUAAAUCGGAUUGUAUAUUGAAGACGGUUGAUAAGUAUGUGAACUCCAUAGAGCCUCAGGAAGUGGUGUUUUUGUUGGAGAUCAUAGCCACGGCAUCCAGUAUGGACACUUAUAUGGACUGUUUGCAGUCAGACAGUUCUUUAUUUAUUAAUUGUGCAUUUUUACUUCGAGCAAUUCAUAAACUCGGUAAAGAGAGCAGUAAUUUCUUUUCUUCACUGAAUAAGUUGUAUGAAGCCACAGGCAGGACUUUUGUUGAUGAUGAAAAUGAAUAUUCAACUAAUGCACAACUCUCUAGUCCUUGUGAAAAUCCCCUAACUAAAAACGAUUCAGCCGACAACAUGUUAUCGUGCAACGAAACGACAUCGGAAUGCACUGAGUCGGAGAGCAGCGAGCAAUAUUUCGAAUGUAACGAGACCCCUUCGUACAUGGAGAAGUUUGACGCCGUAGAUAACAUCCAAUCAUUGAAAUUCACAGACGGAUUUCCUGAAACGAAAAAUGGGAGGAGCAACUCCAACUCUAAUAUAAAAAUUGAUGCAGAUCUCUCAAAAGUUGCCUACAAGAGAAGUAGUUCGGUUCCAAAAGGCGAUGAUCGUAUAUCUUUGCCUACAAGAAGAAUUAGUUUAGAACAUAAAAUCGACAUCGGUGACGAUAACGAACCUCCUUUAAUCAUAGACGCGGCGUCACCUAACGGUAGUAUGAACACCAUAGCAGAAAUGAUACCAGCAGCCUUACAGUGCCCUAGAUUUGACAGUUUUCAGCCUACAAGCAGAACCGAAUCUCAAGAUAGUUCGCCAAACGAUCCUCCAACGGAAAUCCACAUUUCAAAAGACGAAUUGAAAAGCGAAGUGAAAGCAUCCCCGAGCGAAAUAUCCCCGCCCUUAGCAGAGACUUUACCAGAGUCGGACUCGCAGAAACAGUCACCGGACACUCCGAAAGAAGUAAAGAAGAGUCAGAAUCUGUCGACGGAUUUCGAUCUUAGUGAGCAGCUGCAGAAAAUUCUUGGUAUUUCUUCUGAGAAAACUCGCGGUGACACGGCUAAUGCGGAGAAGAAGAAUGAACCAGUAAAAGAAGUGAAGAUAUCUGACGAUGCUCCCAGCAAUAAAGUGCCAUCAGUGAAGAUUGACUCCCCUGAGGGCGCGAAAACUAGGUUAGGUGCAAUCGACAUGACUACUCCGAAGAAAGCAAUCACGUGUGUGGAAACUGUUGAACGUCAUGUGGCGUUUGGUUUCAAAGCAGCUCUAGUACGGACCCUGGCCAAUCUUUGUUGGAAGAAUCAGGAGAAUAAGAAAUUGAUCCGUGAGCUAGAAGUGAUACCAGUUCUUCUAGAUUGCUGUAACAUCGACGCUCGCAAUCCUUUAAUCAUGCAGUGGGUUAUCUUCGCCGUUCGGAACCUGUGCGAGAACUGCCCGGAAAAUCAGGAGGUAAUUUCGAAGGUGACGCUCCAAGCUCCGGUAGACAACGAGGUUUUGCAGGAGAUGGGUCUCACACUCCACACGGACACACAAGGCAACAACAUCAGAAUUGUACCCAUGUCGCGCGGCUAAACAUCAUACACAAGAAAAAAUACUAUUCAUCUCCUAGCCUAGCUAACUAUUAUAACUUUAUUUACUUUAUAGAGCGGCAGUUAUAUGAAAGAAAACUAUCUUAUAAAGAACUAAAUAAAAACCCAUACCUACAUAAAAAAAUUAUAUUGCUAUAAUAGUUCUAAUGAGCUUAUAGUGGUUUGCUUCGAAAUUAUUUCUUUUUACAUGUUUGUGGACUUUAUGAGGGGUGAAGAUACUUGAUGUUGGAAUGUAUUGAUUGGAUCAAAAGAUGUAUUUUCUAUUGCUAUAGAAUUGUUUUAUGGGAGGGACUGAUUAGUACUCGAAAGUGCACUAUUUUGUAUUGAAUGAUUGAGAUAGUUAAAUAACUGUAUGUAUUUCGGUAUAAGUAUUAUCCAAAUAUGAUGGACUUUAACAAUUUCCUGUGCUAGUUCAUAGCCUAUGUCUACCGUACCGUAUUUAUUUAUUCAUAAUAUUCAUAUGUAAAAAAUAAAUCAUCAUUACAAAA
This is a messenger RNA of Spodoptera frugiperda (fall armyworm), 3036 nucleotides long. Its product is annotated as ataxin-10. Bases 102 to 2531 code for a protein of 809 amino acids. NCBI's taxonomy places the organism in Eukaryota, Metazoa, Arthropoda, Insecta, Lepidoptera, Noctuidae. The transcript has 9 exons. Gene Ontology annotation, biological process: neuron projection development. Gene Ontology annotation, cellular component: cytosol. The record is from RefSeq and is a predicted model, not a curated record.